AUGGGUCUUCCAGGGAUUCACACAGGGGCAUGGACACUGCUUAUCUGCCUGAGCUGGGGGCAUGUGAGGCAGGCGCUAGCAGGACCGCAGUACAUGGUGGUCUGCCCUGCGGUUCUUCAGGCCGGAGUUGAGACCAAAUUGUGUGCGAGUCUCCUGCAGCCCAAUGAGAGUCUGGUCAUGACUGUUACUUUGAUGUCUGAAGAUUCACAGACCGUCCUUCUGGAAACGACUACCGAUGAAGAUUUUCACACCUGCAUUCAGUUUCAGGCUCCUUCCGUCAAAAACAAGGAGGUGCAGAGUUUAGCGGUGGCGGUGAAAGGGGACACAUUUUAUUCGACAGCAGACAGGAGAGUGCUUUUCCAACCCUAUGUACCGAUGACGUUUGUGCAGACCGAUAAGCCAAUCUACCUCCCUGGACAAACAGUGCAUUUCAGAGUGGUCUCACUGGACACUAAGCUGAGACCUGCUCUUCAAAAUUAUUCCGUCAUUGAACUUAAGGACUCGAAGAAUAACCGGAUUGGACAGUGGCUGAACCAAACAUCUGUCAGGAAAAUACUGCAGCUGUCUUACUCCUUGAACUCAGAGGCCGGCGAAGGAACUUACUCUAUUAAUGUGAAGACUGACACACAGGAAAUAAAACACGACUUUAAGGUGGAGGCCUACGUUCUGCCUAGAUUUGAAGUACAACUCAGUACGUUGGAUGAAAUAAGCACUUUACAGAAUGAUUUAAAAGUUGACGUGUGUGCAAGGUAUACGUUUGGUCAGCCUGUGUCCGGCAGUGCUGAGCUUAAGAUUUGCAAUGGCUGCAGCAAGCGGCAGAACUCCUGUUCCCGCGAAACACCGACACAGUCACAACAUCCGCCAGCCAAGGAAGAGCCAAAACGGCAGGUGGAGAAAGCCCUGGUCCGCGACCCCAAACGGGACGCGGCAGGGCCGCAGAAGCUGCCAUACUCCGUGUGGAAUGAGCCCGAAUCACUGCCGGAGCCUCCAAACCAGGAGCCUCCCGCCCAGAAGAAGGCGGGAUCGAAGGGAGGCCCGUGCAGCAGCGUAUCGGGCCCGUCGGGGAUUGGCCACGGGUCUCCGACUGCCAACUGGACCAGGUCCGGAAUCACCAGGCGCUCGGGGAGUCCGGAGCCUCCACAAUCAUGUGGAGAUUCUGCGUCCUCACCAGAGUUGGCUCAAGAGGACUCCCUGCAUAAGGAGAGCAGGAUCCAUCCAGAAGAGGAGAUCCUGACGUGCCUGGGGCAGGAUCGAGAUCAGUCUGUGUCCGUCCCACUUCCCCAAGCAGCGGAGCAGAUGCAGGACGAGCGGACGGGGCGCUCCGCGACUCGGGAUCGUGGGACCAUUUCGGCUGGUCGGCGUCCCGGGAGGGUCGGCGCCCCGGGAGGGUCGGCGGGUAGACAUUCUGGUCUGGGCGGAUGCUGGGGAACUCCAGGGGGCUGGUCUGCACUGCUCCACUGGACGCCGUCGCUGUGGGUGGGGCUCACGGCGGGGCUCACGGCGGGGCUGCAGGUUAAAGCAGUUCACUACAAUAACUCGGCGGCCGCAGGCAUAGAGGUGAAACUGCUGGAGGCUAAAACGUGGGCAAGAAAGUUGUUACAGACCCUGAAAACUGACGAAGAGGGAAUAGCAGCUUUCUCACUGAACACUUCUGACUUCCAAACAGAAAUCAAGCUCUGGACAAACCUGAGCAGUGCGGUGCGACGGAGCGGCGCCGAGCGGGGCGGCGCAGAGCGUUCUUUCACCAUUACUACGAGGAAUAAGCUACUUCGCUGUGAUGCAGAGGAGACCAUUUCCAUCCAGUACAGCAUCAUUGGAGAGGAAGUAGUAACUGUAGAUGUGAUACAUCUGGUUUUGUCAAGAGGAGCCAUUAUCAUGCAUGGAUUCAACAAAAUUGAUUUGAAAAACCAACCAGUGGAUGUGGGUGAGGUGUCCUUUCAGUUCAAAGUUUCUCCAGAUAUGUCACCGGGGAUUCAGGUUGUCGCUUAUGCCAGUCUCCCCAGUGAGAAAGUAGUGACCCAGAAUGCUGAGUUUUCUACUGAAACGUGCUUCAAUCACAAGGUAUCUUUGGAGUUUUCAUCUAUGUCAGCCGUCCCAGGAGAGGACACCACCAUGCAGAUGAUAGCUCAGCCAGACUCUCUUUGUGGUGUGAAUAUUGUCGACCAAAGUGUCCUCAUAAAGGAGCCAGGAAAGAUUCUGGAUGCAGACAAGGUCUUUAAUUUACUACCUGCCAUAUCUACAAAUGUGCCAACAGAGGUACAAGAUUAUAGAAGUUGCUUCCAAGGUUUAGGUUUGAAGAUGGUGACAAAUUUGCAGUCAUCAUACUCGGAAGCAUACAAACGCAGAAGCGGCGUGAAAUACAGGAAAUACAGCCGACAACACCAUUCCCGGAGAUAUAGCAACAACUUCAGGAUGUCAAAGGAGGAACUACCACCAGUUGAAACCAUCCGCUCUUUUUUUCCUGAAACCUGGAUCUGGGACUUGGUGGAGAUUGGAGACUCUGGAAGGAAGGACGUCCCCCUCAAAGUGCCCGACACCAUCACCACCUGGGAGACGGAGGCUUUCUGUUUGUCCUCUCAGGGUUUCGGUCUGGCUCCUCGCCAGAACUUCACUGUCUUCCAGCCGUUCUUCCUGGAGCUCACCAUGCCCUACUCUGUCAUCCGAGGAGAGAACUUUGAGCUAAAAGCAACCAUCUUCAGCUACCUGAUCAGCUGCAUCAUGGUCAGUGUGACUCCUUCCCCAUCCUCAGAUUACACACUCACCCCCCUCUCAGAUGACCAGUAUACAUCCUGUCUGUGUGGCAGUGAGCGCAAGACCCUGAGCUGGACCAUGACACCCUCAGCUCUAGGUACCGUGAAUGUGUCUGUGCAUGCUGAGGCUGUGCCGUCCUCCUUGCUAUGUGGCAACGACGUUGUGGAGGUACCAGAGCGAGGUCGCGUCGAUGUGGUCACUCGGUCCCUGGUCAUAAAGGCUGAGGGAACAGAGGUGUCAAAGACGUUCAACUGGUUGCUCUGUCCAAAAGGUGAUGUCUUGACUGAAGAAACAGAACUCCAACUCCCAUGGAACUUAAUCGAGGGUUCAGCCAGAGCCUCCGUAUCAGUGUUGGGCGACAUCCUCGGCCGAGCCCUGGAGAACCUGGACCAGCUUCUGAAGAUGCCGUUUGGAUGUGGGGAGCAGAAUAUGGUGCUUUUGGCUCCAAACAUCUACAUCCUUCUUUACCUGGAAAACACCAAGCAGCUCACCCCAGCCAUCAGGAGCAAGGCCACCAACUUCAUGAUCAGUGGCUACCAGAGACAGCUGAACUAUAAGCUCUCCAACGGGGCUUACAGCACAUUUGGAAGCAAUCCUGGAAUCACUUGGCUAACUGCAUUUGUGCUGAGGUGCUUUGUCAGAGCACAGAGUUUCAUUUACAUCGACCCGAAAAACAUUGAAGAGGCAAAAACCUGGCUGAUGAGCAAGCAGCAACCCAAUGGCUGUUUUGAAAUGUCAGGAAAACUCUUCCACAACUUGAUGAAGGGCGGAGUGUCUGAUGAAGUGACGCUCAGUGCAUAUAUUACCGCUGCAUUUUUAGAAAUGAAGACAUCAGCAGAUGAUCCUGUUGUUGUGAGGAGUCUGGCAUGCCUCAAAGAGUCCAUGAGUGACCUGAGCAACACCUACACCACAGCCCUGAUGGCCUACGUCUUCACCCUGGCAGGAGACACGGAAACCCGCAAUCACCUCUUGCAGCACCUCGACUCAGUCGCAGUCAGAGAAGGGAAUUCCCUCCACUGGUCUCAGAAAGCCGCAGAAACAUCAGCCUCUCUCUCUGUGGAGAUCAGCUCCUACGUGCUCUUGGCCAAACUCAGCAGCUCCCCAACAGACGAGGAUGCAGCUCACGCCUCUGAAAUUAGCAGAUGGCUGAUAGGACAGCAAAACUCUUAUGGAGGCUUCACCUCCACACAGGACACAGUGGUGGCUCUCCAGGCUCUGGCUCUUUACGCCACUGUGGUGUACAGCCUCGAGGGUUCGAGCACCGUGACGGUUCAGGCUCCCAGCGGCGCUCUGUUGUUUGAGGUGAAUCCAGACAACAAGCUGCUCUACCAGGAGAGGGCGCUGCAGGACGUGACGGGGAAUUUCAGCCUGGAGGCGAAGGGCUCUGCAUGUGCUGCAGUACAGAUUUCUCUUCACUACAACAUCCCGACUCCCAUUGAGACUUCAGCUUUCGUCCUGAUGGUCAAAGCAACGCCUCAGUGUAGCAGCAAUUCUGAGACACCCCGUCUAAGCCUGGAGAUAGUGUCUCUAUAUAGAGGGAAGGAGGACGCUACAAACAUGGUGAUCCUGGACAUCAAAGCACUCUCUGGAUUUGUACCAGACACACAAUCUGUCAAGAAGCUCAGACAUCAUUGGACGGUGGACCGUGUCGACCAAAAGGAUGAUCACAUUCUGGUGUAUUUACGGGAGUUAAAGAAGGACAUGGCCGUGUCACACACUUUGGAGCUCAUCCAGGAGGUCCCAGUGAAAAACCUGAAGCCUGCUGUGGUCAAGAUCUACGACUACUACCAGCCCAGUGACCAGGCCAAGGAGAAGUACAACUACUUUUGCACUGCAGGUAGUGAUCUGUCUCAGCAUGCACCAACAACUAAACAUUAG
Salarias fasciatus (jewelled blenny) is the source of this 4629-nucleotide messenger RNA. Its product is annotated as alpha-2-macroglobulin-P-like. Gene Ontology annotation, cellular component: extracellular region. The transcript has 39 exons. The coding region runs from base 1 to 4629 and encodes 1542 amino acids. The record is from RefSeq and is a predicted model, not a curated record. Gene Ontology annotation, molecular function: endopeptidase inhibitor activity. Lineage: Eukaryota; Metazoa; Chordata; Actinopteri; Blenniiformes; Blenniidae.